AUCACCAUACAUAAAACCUCUCUCUCUCUCUCUCUCUCUUUUGUCUCAAGAAGUGUCUCUGUUUUUGUCGUGCUGCAGUGCAUGCAGGGCAUAGAGGAAGAGGAGCUGUUUGUUCAUUUCUGAGGUUGAAGUCAUGGGUGUGUCUUUUGCAUACAACACAAACGAUAAACAUACAAGAGAACGUGAAACGACAAGAAUCGAGAAAUGUGAGGCCACCUCGAAAGAGUUCAGAAGUAUGAAGAACCCUAAAGCGGGGAAUGCGAUUCUUGAGAGAAACCCGUCUUUCAAGACUCUGGUCGAUGACAAUAACCUACGAUAUCACGAACCCGAAUCGAGAAAUUCUGUAAUCAUGAAGGGUCCAAAGCCCGGAAACGUGAUUCUUGAGAGGAGCCCCUCGUUCAAGACUCUGGUCGAGCACGUCAACACCACGAGACGGAACUCUCCCACGAAAACUUUCAGAGACGAAAAUCACGGGGCCAAAACGAAAAAAUCCGUAAACUUGAAGGGUCCUAAACCCGAAAACGUGAUUCUUGAGAGGAACCUCUCUUUCAGGAGCCUGGUCCAGGCGGAGCAAAGGGAGGUCUUGUCUCCAAAGUGUCCGAACAGGGGCGAUCUGGGGAUCACAGAAAAUUCGACGGAGUUGUCUUUCGCCGUGAAGACGCCGUUUUCGUCUCCAAGACCGGUGACGGAGCUUGAUGCCGCUGCCGUUAAGUUGCAGAAGGUUUACAAGAGUUACAGAACAAGAAGAAACCUCGCCGACUGUGCCGUCGUCGUCGAAGAGCUAUGGUGGAAAUUGGAGCAAAGUUCGCCAUCAUUUUCCACGGAUGAGAAGCCAGAGACUGCUAUCUCGAGGUGGGCAAGAGCAGGAACCAAAGCAGCUAAGGUGGGAAAGGGUUUGUGCAAGGAUGAUAAAAACAUUUUAUUUUAAAAAAAUAUAUUGAAAUUCAUUGAUCCACGUCAUAGGUACGGACACAACUUGAAUUUGUACUAUGAUGUCUGGUUCGGAAGCAAGAGCUGUCAGCCUUUCUUUUUCUGGUUGGACAUUGGAGAAGGAAGAGAAAUAAAUCUCGAGAGGUGCCCUCGAACCCUUCUGCAGCGCCAAUGCGUCACCUACCUUGGACCCGAAGAGAGACGAGCGUACGAAGUGGUGGUGGAGGGGGGAAAGCUGAUUUACAGGCAAAGCAGAGAAGUGGUGGAAACAGAGGAGGGAUCCAAGUGGAUAUUUGUCCUGAGCACGACAAGAACAUUGUACGUUGGUCCGAAGAAGAAGGGUCUCUUUCAACACUCCAGUUUUCUCUCCGGCGCCGCCAUCACCGCCGCCGGCAGAAUCGUCGCAGACAACGGCUCUCUCAAGGCUGUGUGGCCGUACAGUGGUCAUUAUCUCCCGACGGAGGAGAAUUUCCGGGAAUUCAUACGUUUUCUGGAAGAAAACAACGUCGAUCUCACUACAGUAAAGUUGUGUGCGAUUGACGAUGACAACUAUCUCGCCAAGGGAGACGAAAGAUCGGAAUCGAAGAGCAGAGCGAAAUCCGACGGCCAAGAUGAGUGCAAGGUAGUCGCCGUUGAUCCGACGGUUCAGGAGUCGAGAGAACAGAAGGGCCUAUCGUGUACGUGGACCACGGGAGCAGGGCCUAGGAUCGGGUGUGUGCGGGACUAUCCUACGGAGCUACAGACGCGGGCGCUCGAGCAAGUCAACCUUUCGCCUAGAGUGGCGAAUGGGCCAAGUGAUUUAUUGGGCCUAUUGCCUUCGCCUCGGCCCAGACCAAAUAUUCGACUCUCUCCUCGUCUCGCUUGCAUGGGUCUCCCUAGCCCAAGAAACUAAUAUUUUUUUCUUUAAAUAUAUUUAUUUAUUUGGGAGAAAAUCUCUCCUUUUCUUUUUCUUUUUUUCCCUGGAUUUUUUAUGCCAAUUUUCCCCGCAUUGGGUGAUUCUUCUUGGUUUGUAUU
Molecule: messenger RNA, 1944 nt
Organism: Tarenaya hassleriana
Lineage: Eukaryota; Viridiplantae; Streptophyta; Magnoliopsida; Brassicales; Cleomaceae
Product: IQ domain-containing protein IQM5
Exons: 9
Source: RefSeq, a predicted model, not a curated record